Beta vulgaris subsp. vulgaris (sugar beet) is the source of this 2305-nucleotide messenger RNA. Its product is annotated as cyanidin 3-O-glucoside 7-O-glucosyltransferase (acyl-glucose)-like. The transcript has 13 exons. The coding region runs from base 1 to 1401 and encodes 466 amino acids. Gene Ontology annotation, biological process: carbohydrate metabolic process. Lineage: Eukaryota; Viridiplantae; Streptophyta; Magnoliopsida; Caryophyllales; Amaranthaceae. Gene Ontology annotation, molecular function: beta-glucosidase activity. The record is from RefSeq and is a predicted model, not a curated record.
AUGUCUUUUGUGAUUGUACUAAUAAUAUUAUCAACGAAUUUAUUACUUCAACCUUCCACAAUUGUUGUAUCGUUGGAGUUUACAAGAGAUGACUUCCCUUCCGAUUUCAUCUUCGGCUCUGGCACAUCUGCUUACCAGGUUGAGGGGGCAGCUUCCGAGGAUGGAAGGACUUCGAGCGUAUUUGAUACAUUGUCACUUGGCAGUAGAAGCGGUGGAUUUACUGGGGAAGUGGCUUGUGAUGAAUACCACAAAUACAAGGAAGAUGUUCAAUUGAUGGUCGACUUAGGAUUAGAUGCAUACAGAUUCUCCAUCUCAUGGUCAAGAGUGAUCCCAAAUGGAAGAGGGCCUAUCAAUCAAAAAGGGGUAGAAUAUUACAAUAAUCUAAUCAACGAAUUAAUCAGUAACGGAAUUCAACCACAUGCAACUUUGGUACAUUGGGAUCACCCACAAGCACUUCAGGAUGCUUAUGGAGGGUGGACUAAUCAACAAAUUGUGAGAGACUUCACAACAUUUGCAGAUGUAUGUUUUAAAGAAUUUGGUGAUAGAGUUUUAUAUUGGACAACAGUCAAUGAGCCAAAUUUCAUUGCACCAAUUUUUUACAAGUCAUCACCAUAUAUUGCUGCCCACCACCUUUUGUUAGGGCAUGCAUCAGUUGUAAAUCUAUACAGAGAAAAGUAUCAGGCAACGCAAAAUGGAACUAUUGGGUUAAAUGUGUAUACAAGCUGGUUUAUCCCUGAAAAAUCUACUCAAGAAGAUCUGGACGCAACUGAAAGAGUUGCUAAUUUUCGUAUUGGUUGGUUUGUUCAUCCUUUAAUUUUUGGAGAUUAUCCUGAUAUAAUGAAGCAAUCUUUGGGAAGGCGUCUUCCAUCAUUUACUGAGUAUGAAACCAAGCUAGUGAACAGCUCAUUUGACUUCAUUGGAGUAAAUUGCUAUACUGCCUCAGUAGUCACAGAUGAUCCCGGUAAAGAUGGCAUGGCAGCUAACUACAUUGAUAAAGAUGUUGGAGGAGUGUUUGUGCAAGGCGUAUUGGAAUAUUUCAAAAGAGUUUAUGGAAACCCUCCAAUCUAUAUACACGAAAAUGGUUUUCGGACAUUUCGUAAUGCAUCAUUAGAUGACACAUCAAGAAUUCAUUAUUUAAAUGCUUCUAUGGGAAGCUUGCUUGCUGCUGCAAGGAAUGGAUCAAAUGUAAGAGGAUAUUUUCAGUGGUCGUUCUUGGAUUUGUUCGAGAUAGAUGGAGGCUACACAUAUGGUUUUGGCUUUUACUAUGUCGACUUCAAUAAUCAUGAUUUGGAAAGAAGCCCUAAACGCUCAGCACAUUGGUACUCUACAUUCCUCAAAGGACAAAGAUCUAGGCACAAUGGAAUCAUUCACCAAAUGGACAACUCAACUUUUAUGUCUUAGUCAUCUAAGAGCUUUUGAACUUACAAACUAUAAUAGCAAUAUGUUUCUGUUAAGAAGAAAAAAAGCACAUCUUUGUUUAAGUGUUCAUUUUCUUUUAGUAAUCAUACACACCGUCUUAUUGGUUGCAAUGCUUCCUAUACAAGAAUUAUUGUAAUUGUUUGAUGUUUGUAUUUUUAUUUUAUCUUCUAAUAAAAAUUGAUGGUUGUUGUUGUUGUAUAUAUGACGUUGAAGAUGUUGAUCCUAGUUCUAGUUAUUUGGCAAUACAUAUAACAAAGAUUGAAUUAUCUUUUCAACAAAAAAAAAAAGGAAAUAUGAACUUUCAAAAAAAAAUUGAUGCAAAAAAAAAAUUGAUGCAAAAAAAAAAAAACUAUAAUAUGGAAAUUACCAAUAAUGAAUUUUGAUAAAGGGGCCCUAAUACCAAGCGAGAACCUCUCAUAAUCUCAUAAGUCAACACAACCUAAGCUAGAGGGUUGACACUUCGGCAAUGGGAGGGGAGCGGGAAGGAAGGGUAAGAGGAUUCCCUCCACAAAAGUUCCCUUAAUAGGGAUUGAAUCGUCAACUAUCUUAACUUGAGGUGGAAAGGUGUAAUCUUUUCUACUAGACAAACAUUAAUUUGGUAUAAAUAUUACCAAUAUAUAAAGGUAUACAAUAUAUAUUUUUCAAUAAUCCCCUCAAUCGAAGAUUAGAUCACAAUUGUGCAAGUUGUCAAGGUAGAGAACUUCAGGUUAACACAAAAGCUAAAAAAAAAAAGAGAAACAAGAAAAUAAGCUAAGGAACUAGGCUUGGCAAGGACACACCCCCAUCAUCCUCAUUUGGGAUCCUAAUUAAUUCUAAAGGAGAACAAUCAAGAAUAUAAUUUUUAGAAGAUUGAACCAUGUCUUGGUUCACAAUCCAAUAUAAUCCG